Molecule: messenger RNA, 858 nt
Organism: Pieris macdunnoughi
Lineage: Eukaryota; Metazoa; Arthropoda; Insecta; Lepidoptera; Pieridae
Source: the annotation of a GenBank genome assembly
AUGAAGCUGUUUCUGGUAGUCCUCGGAGUCACUGCGGCUUUAGCUGCACCUCAGCCCCAGUUCCAAGAGAUCGUUACCGACUACCAUGAGCAGAUCGGUAUUCCCGAGGCCGCACGCAUCAAGGCCGCUGAGGCUGCCUCUGACUUCGAUGGCUCCAGAAUAGCUGGAGGAUCCCUGGCCAACCUUGGACAGUUUCCAUACUUUGGCGGCCUACUUGUCACUUUGACCACUGGUGGACAGUCCGUUUGUGGAUCUUCUCUCGUUACUAGAAAUCGCGCUGUGACAGCUGCUCACUGCUGGCGUACGAGUGGCCACCAAGGACGUCAAAUUCUCGUAGUUCUUGGCUCUUUGCAGCUGUUCUCCGGUGGUAACCGUAUUAGUUCUAGCAACGUUCUUAUGCACGAAAACUACAACAUGCAAACUCUCCAUAACGACGUGGCUGUCAUUGUCCUCCCCAACGUCAACACCAAUAAUGUGAUCAGUCCUAUUAGCCUCGCGAGCGGGAAUAACGCGUUUGUAGGAGUACAGGCACAGGCCUGUGGCUUCGGAAGGACUGGCGACUCUUGGACGGGAGGAAUUAGUACCAGCCAGCGAUUGAGUCAUGUCAAUCUUCCUAUCAUCUCCAAUGCGGACUGCGCUGCAGUUUACGGUUCCGGUCCAGUCAUUGCCUCCACUAUAUGUGUCUCUGGAAGCAAUGGCCGCAGCACUUGUGGAGGCGACUCUGGUGGUCCUCUUGUCGUCAAUAACCAACUGAUUGGUAUUACAUCUUUCGGUGCUGCCGCCGGUUGUCAACGAGGAUUCCCUGCUGGUUUCGCUAGGGUUACCUCUUUCAACUCUUGGAUUAGCGCUCGUUUGUAA